Molecule: messenger RNA, 1935 nt
Organism: Ricinus communis (castor bean)
Lineage: Eukaryota; Viridiplantae; Streptophyta; Magnoliopsida; Malpighiales; Euphorbiaceae
Product: probable polygalacturonase
Exons: 6
Coding region: 184-1554 (456 amino acids)
Biological process (GO): carbohydrate metabolic process
Molecular function (GO): polygalacturonase activity
Source: RefSeq, a predicted model, not a curated record
CUUAUUAUUCACUAGCUUACAGAAAGCUGCCCUCCUCUGUUUUUGUGGUGCUUCUUCGUCUGCUUCUGCUUCUUCUUCUUCUUCCUCUUCUUUGAUAUUUACCGGUGCAGUUUUCUUUUUUUUUUUGUUGCUGCUUGGACAUUAGUUUUUCGUUUUCUUGGAGAUUGAAGAAGCUGUUUCUCCAUGAAGAUGCCAGUGGCAUUGCUGUUGCUGCUGGCACUAAGCAAUGCUAUUGUAAUUUAUGGAGAAGAGAGCAGUGGACAGUGUGAUAAUAAGCCUAGUUUAGAUCCAAGACCACACAGUGUUUCCAUUUUGGAGUUUGGUGCUGUUGGAGAUGGGAAAACAUUGAAUACUAUUUCUUUUCAGAAUGCCAUUUUCUAUCUGAAGUCUUUUGCUGACAAGGGUGGUGCUAAGCUUUAUGUACCACCCGGAAGAUGGCUGACUGGAAGUUUCAAUCUUACCAGCCAUCUCACACUCUUUCUGGAAAAAGGUGCUGUCAUUCUUGGAUCUCAGGAUCCAUCACAUUACGAUCUUAUAGAGCCCCUACCCUCGUAUGGUAGAGGCAUUGAGCUUCCUGGAGGUAGAUAUCGAAGUCUAAUAAAUGGCUAUAAGUUACGUGAUGUGGUGAUAACCGGUGAUAAUGGAACCAUUGACGGACAGGGUUCAGUUUGGUGGGAUUGGUUCAAUUCCCAUUCUUUGAACUAUAGCAGGCCUCAUCUCGUGGAAUUUAUAGAAUCUGAGCGUAUAGUAGUUUCAAAUCUUACCUUCUUGAAUGCUCCUGCAUAUAACAUCCACCCAGUAUAUUGCAGUAAUGUGCUUGUUCAAAAUAUGUCGCUCUCUGCUCCUCCAGAAUCACCCCAGACCAUUGGCAUAGUCCCAGAUUCUUCCAAUAAUGUGUGCAUAGAGGAGAGCAUUAUAAAGAUGGGUUACGAUGCUAUUUCCCUCAAGAGUGGCUGGGACGAGUAUGGCAUUGCCUACGAUAGAGCUACCAGAGACGUACACAUAAGAAGGGUCCACCUUCAAUCAUCUUCAGGCUCUUCUAUUGCCUUUGGUAGUGAGAUGUCUGGUGGCAUUUCAAAUGUGCAUGUGGAGCAGGUCCACCUUUACAACUCAUUUAGUGGGAUUGGAUUUAGAACAACCAAAGGUAGAGGAGGUUAUAUUAAAAGAAUCUUCAUAUCAGAUGUUGAAUUGGAAAACAUCAACUUGGCAUUAGGUGCUAUUGGUGAUCAUGGGUUACAUCCGGAUGAUAAAUUUGAUCCUAAAGCUGUCCCAGUUGUUGAUCAAAUCACCUUGCAAAACUUGACUGGUACAAACAUCAGUACUGCAGGAAACUUCACGGGAAUUCAAGAUUCCCCUUUCACCUCUCUAUGUCUCUUCAACAUUACCUUAAUGGUUUCUUCCUCAAAUUCUUGGACUUGCUCAAACGUUAUCGGGUAUUCAGAUUCUGUUUUUCCUGUACCGUGCCCUGAACUUAAAAGCCCGUAUUCAAAUUCUUCCUCUGCUUGCUACUCUCUCCUCCUCCUGAAUUCUUAUGGUAAAUCUGCAAGCUUAUGAUACACUUCCUUCACAAGUAAAAUCACAUGGGGUAAAGAAAAUGAAAUCAUCUACAGUUUACUGUCUCUAAAGUAGGUCAGAUUCUUUCCAAUAAGACACAUGUCUAGAGUAUUUGUUCUUUGGUUCCUUGGUUUGCAGUUUCGCAUGUUGAAAUCUUCAGAUUAUUUGUACAGCUUCAUUUCUUCAUUCAUGUGUAAGAAAAUUUUUGGUAGUGAUUUGCAAGGAAAGAAGUUAAAAAACCACAAUGGCUCAGAUUAGCUUUACUGUUCACAUUUCAAUUUCUUGUUUGUUCUCUUGUUUAUAAUAAAGUCUGGUGCUGUACAGUUCCUUUAUGAAAUCUCUCUUAUGAGAUGUUAAAUGUUAUAAUCAGAAUUUGAUCAA